AAAGUUGCAUGCCACGUAGUCGGCGUAGUGCAACUAGCUAACGGGUUUGGGUUGUGUUCACAUCAGAGCAACGAGCCCCUUUUUUUAAGAGGAAACAUGUCGCCAAUCCUAUUUAGUUUUCUUUUAAUGUUCGUCCUCUUAAAUGUGGACUGUGCAAAACUUCCGGAACCAGAGGUGAAGAUUGAAGUUCUGUACAAGCCCUUUCUGUGUCAUCGAAAGUCCAAAUACGGGGACAUACUUCUAGUUCACUACGAUGGAUAUCUGGAAAGUAACGGCACCAUGUUCCACUCCAGCCGUGAGCACGGAGACAAGAACGCGGUGUGGUUCACGCUGGGCAUCCGCGAGGUGAUCGUGGGCUGGGAUAAGGGCAUGCAGGACAUGUGUGCCGGGGAGAAGAGGAAGCUGACCAUCCCCUCAGCCCUGGCCUACGGGAAGGAGGGCAAAGGUAAGAUCCCGCCCGAGAGCGCCCUGAUCUUCGACAUCGAGGUGAUCGAGAUCCGCAACGGGCCGCGCUCCCACGAGUCCUUCCAGGAGAUGGACCUCAACGACGACUGGAAGCUCUCCAAGCAGGAGGUGAAGGAGUACCUGAGGAAGGAGUUUGAGAGACACGGUUACCCUGCCAACGACACACACCACGAGGUGAUGGUGGAGGACAUCUUCCAGAAGGAGGACGAGGACCAGGAUGGCUUUAUCUCCUCCCGGGAGUUCACCUACAAACACGACGAGCUAUAGCCACCUUAACGCACAUCACGUCGACCUUUGACCCCUUAAUAUGCCGUCAUUGGCAUUUUCAGCGUAACGCAGUGUCGUCUCCCGUCCCAUGGACGACAUUUUUUAGAUUUUCAAAAUGUAUAGGAAAAAAACAAACCAAGAUGGGUGUGAAAGUGUGUAGAAUGAAUGAAUUGAUCAUUUCUGUUUUCUCCCAGGACUCUGCUUGUUAGAUGGUGUGUGUCUGCCUACCCCCCUACCCCCCCACACACACAUUGAGUUCGAUGAGUUUGAUGUGUGUGUGCUACUUAUACAACAUCCAGCUGACAUGAGUCCCAUAAAUGUAUGUUAGUGCUUUGGGGGGUAGGUACAAAUAUAACUCCAAGGAAAGCCUCCCUAGCGUCCAGCCAGCCCUGCAUCAGGCAGCAUAGUGGGGCACCACCCAGCCCCUAACCCCCCCCCCCCCCCUCCCCGGGGGCCUGAAGCACCCAGCCCCUAACCCUGACCCUAAUCCUGCAUCACCCUGCCUCUGAAGAGAAUGGUAGUUCCACUCAUCACCAGUAGGGGGAGUGCUGUCUCUGCUGCUGUUCUGGUGUUGCCUACACUUCCAACACGGCAGGGGAGAAUAGCAGGUAGUUCUACUCAUCACCAGUAGGGGGAGUUCUGUCUCUUCCAACACAGCAGGGGAGAAUAGCACGGGUGAGGUCUAACCAUCUGUUCCCCCCCCUCCUCUCUCUCUUUCUCCGUCCCCCAUCUGAGUGCCUGUCUCUCUCUGUGUAUAUUUAUUGUGUCAUCUCUUGUACUCUCAGUGUAUCUCUUAGACAGGCGUCUGAGUGAGAGCAUCUGUUUGAGUUUGUUUGGAAUGAGACUGAAGUGAACGCCAUCUGCUCGCUGUCUUGCUGCGUGACUCAAUCCAUUCACAGCCUUCUGCAGAUACACUUCUGAAUUCUCUUGAUCUCAACGACACCCCUUCCUUCUGUGCUCCUCAAGUAACGUGCUGAUUGGCUGGAAUAGCGGAUGGCAGGAGUGUGUACGCGAGUGUGUUUGAGUGACAGCUAGAGGACUGUGUACGAACACCUGAGUGUGUUUGAGUGACAGCUAGAGGACUGUGUACGAACACCUGAGUGUGUUUGAGU
This is a messenger RNA of Clupea harengus (Atlantic herring), 1844 nucleotides long. RefSeq names its product FKBP prolyl isomerase 14 (gene fkbp14). Gene Ontology annotation, molecular function: peptidyl-prolyl cis-trans isomerase activity; calcium ion binding. The record is from RefSeq and is a predicted model, not a curated record. Lineage: Eukaryota; Metazoa; Chordata; Actinopteri; Clupeiformes; Clupeidae.